Molecule: messenger RNA, 3152 nt
Organism: Monodelphis domestica (gray short-tailed opossum)
Lineage: Eukaryota; Metazoa; Chordata; Mammalia; Didelphimorphia; Didelphidae
Gene: ECEL1
Product: endothelin converting enzyme like 1
Biological process (GO): protein processing
Cellular component (GO): plasma membrane
Molecular function (GO): metalloendopeptidase activity
Source: RefSeq, a predicted model, not a curated record
ACGCGCUGACAGGUAGGGGGCGGGGGGGGGGGAUUGGGUAGGGAAGAGGGUGGAGCCGCCAGCGCUGCCCCCUCUGCCGGGGCUGGCAGCUCGGCAGAGUCCUACGCUGUCUGGGAGAUUGACUCCGACUCGGCUCCCGGCCGAGGGCCAGUCCUAGCCCUGGCCCGGCCCCGGCUCCAGCCCCUCCUCAGCCGCGGCUCUCUGUUCUGCAUCCUGGCCUGGGCUGCAGCCUGGACCAUGAGGAGGCAGCCGCAGCUGGUGGCGGCGGCGUCGGGGACAGAUCCGCGGCGUCUCCUGUAGCCUGGCGCCCGGGGUCAGAGAAGGGGCGGCCAAGGGGGGGGCAGUGGCGCCAUGGAGCCCACUUACUCGCUGACGGCCCACUACGACGAGUUCCAGGAGGUCAAGUAUGUGAGCAAGUGCGGCCCCGGGAGCUCGGGGGGCGGCUCCCUGCCGCACGGCUUCCCCCUCCCGAGAGCCACCUCUAGCUCGGGCCGCGGCGCCUCGGGGGCCGGCCUGAGCCGCUGGAACCGGCGCGAGGUGUGUCUGCUGUCGGGGCUGGUGUUCGCUGCCGGCCUGUGCGCCAUCCUCGGGGCCAUGCUGGUCCUCAAGUACCUGGGGCCCGUGGCGGGCGCGGGCGGGGGCGCGGGGGGCGCCUGCUCCGAGGGUUGCCCGGAGCGCAAGGCCUUCGCCCGGGCCGCGCGCUUCCUGGCGGCCAACCUGGACGUCAGCAUCGACCCGUGCCACGACUUCUACUCGUUCGCGUGCGGCGGCUGGCUGCGGCGCCACGGCAUCCCCGAGGACAAGCUCACCUACGGCACGAUCGCCGCCAUCGGCGAGCAGAACGAGGAGCGCCUGCGGCGGCUGCUGGCGCGGCCGGGCGGCGGGCCCGGCGGCUCGGCGCAGCGCAAGGUGCGCGCCUUCUUCCGCUCGUGCCUCGACAUGGCCGAGAUCGAGCGGCUGGGCCCGCGGCCCAUGCUCGAGGUCAUCGACGACUGCGGCGGUUGGGACCUGCGCGGCAGUGGGGGCGGCGGGGCCCAGCGCUGGGACCUUAACCGGCUGUUGUACAAGGCGCAGGGAGUCUACAGCGCCGCCGCACUCUUCUCGCUCACCGUCAGCCUGGACGACAAGAACUCCUCGCGCUACGUCAUCCGCAUUGACCAGGAUGGGCUGACACUGCCCGAGAGAACCCUUUACUUGGCCCAGGAUGAAGAGAGUGAGAAGAUCCUGGCCGCCUAUCGGGUGUUCAUGGAGCGGCUGCUGAGCCUGCUGGGGGCCGAAUCCGUGGAGCAGAAGGCCUUGGAGAUUCUGCAGCUGGAGCAGAGGCUGGCCAACAUAACUGUGUCUGAGUACGACGACCUGCGCCGAGACAUCAGUUCCAUGUACAACAAGGUGACCCUGGGACAGCUUCAGCAGAUCACCCCUCAUCUCCGAUGGAAGUGGCUCCUCGACCAGAUCUUCCAAGAGGACUUCUCUGAAGACGAAGAGGUGGUGUUGCUGGCCACAGAGUACAUGCAGCAGGUGUCCCAGCUCAUCCGCUCCACACCCCGCAGGAUCCUCCACAAUUACCUGGUGUGGCGGGUGGUGGUGGUUCUGAGUGAGCAUCUAUCCCAGCCCUUCCGAACGGCACUGCACGACCUGUCCCGGGAGAUGGAGGGCAGCGACAAGCCCCAGGAGCUGGCCAGAGUCUGCCUGGGCCAGGCCAACCGACACUUCGGCAUGGCCCUCGGGGCCCUCUUUGUACACGAACACUUCUCAGCAGCAAGCAAAGCAAAGGUACAGCAGCUGGUGGAGGAUAUCAAACACAUUCUGGGCCAACGUCUGGACGAACUGGACUGGAUGGACAAGGAAACCAAGGCAGCAGCCAGAGCCAAGCUGCAGUACAUGAUGGUGAUGGUGGGGUACCCUGAUUUCCUGCUCAAGCCAGAAGCCAUUGACAAGGAGUAUGAGUUUGAGGUCCAUGAGAAGACCUAUUUUAAGAACAUCUUGAACAGCAUCCGCUUCAGCAUCCAGUUAUCAGUCAAGAAGAUCCGGCAGGAGGUGGAUAAGUCCGCGUGGCUGCUCCCCCCACAAGCUCUGAAUGCAUAUUAUCUUCCCAACAAGAACCAAAUGGUGUUCCCAGCUGGCAUCCUCCAACCUACUCUCUAUGACCCUGACUUCCCACAAUCUCUGAACUAUGGGGGUAUCGGCACUAUCAUUGGGCACGAGCUGACCCAUGGCUACGAUGACUGGGGUGGCCAGUACGACCGCUCAGGGAACCUGAUGCACUGGUGGACGGAGGCCUCCUACAGCCAGUUCCUUCGAAAGGCAGAAUGCAUUGUCAGCCUCUAUGACAACUUCACGGUCUACAACCAGCGGGUCAGUGGGAAGCACACGCUGGGGGAGAACAUUGCCGACAUGGGCGGCCUCAAGCUCGCCUAUUAUGCUUAUCAGAAGUGGGUUCGGGAACACGGCCCAGAGCAUCCCCUCUACCGACUCAAGUACACCCACGACCAGCUGUUCUUUAUCGCCUUCGCCCAGAACUGGUGCAUCAAGCGGCGGUCCCAGUCCAUCUACCUUCAGGUGCUGACUGACAAGCAUGCCCCAGAGCACUACAGGGUGCUGGGCAGUGUGUCCCAGUUUGAGGAGUUUGGCCGGGCCUUCCACUGCCCCAAGAACUCUCCCAUGAACCCAGCUCACAAGUGCUCCGUGUGGUGAGGCCUGGGUGCCACCCCCUUCCCCUGCCCUUAGCACUCCCUCCUGAUGGGCCAGCUGCCCCUCACAGGGCAAGGACGGGCCAUGGCGGGGCUCCAGAAGAAGGGGGGCUCCACUCCUCGAUGCUCCCCAUUCCGGAGAGGGAAGUUUGGGGACCACAAGGGAGAUUCCGUCCCAUUCCGGGCCUCGGGGCCGGGACAAGGCAUGCGCUUGACAGAAGAUGUCCAAGCUGGGGUGGGGGUGGUCGUGGGGAGAAUUCGGGGUGAGCCCCGUUGUGUGUCCCCCCAAAGCAGAAGGGGGCUGGGGGGCAGGGUCUUAGCAAGGACCGUAGAGGUGGAGGACCCGGGCCAGAGAGGGUGGGGAGGGGGUCAGGGGCACCAGCAGGCUGUGCUUGUACAUACAGAAUUCACUGUUGCCAUAUUCUUGCUGCUAAACCUCGUCAAUAAAGCAAUGUGCCAUCA